AUGCGAUUCCUCAGUACCGCUGUGGGCAUCGCCAGUGUCCUCGGCCAACUGGCCGGUGCUUCGCCUGUCAGUGACAUCUCUGAACGUUCCCUGCGUCUCGAGGCCUUCAUCGCCAAGGAGGGACUCUUGUCGUACCAGAACAUCCUGAAGGCCAUUGGCAACACCGGCAGCAAUGCUCCGGGCACGGCUGCUGGUCUCUUCAUUGCCAGCCCAAGCCUUGUGAACCCAGACUAUUUCUUCACAUGGACCCGUGAUUCUGCGUUGACCAUCCAGGGCCUGAUCGAAAUCUUCCUGACUGCCAACAACUUCCUGGGAAUCGACUAUCAGCCGCUCAAGGGCCACAUUCAGGACUACAUCUCUUCGCAGGCCAUCCUUCAGAAUGUCACCAAUCCGUCUGGCGGACUGUCCGAUGGCGCUGGACUUGGUGAACCCAAGUUCGAGGUCAACUUGAACCCAUACACCGGAGCCUGGGGCCGCCCUCAGCGGGAUGGUCCUGCUCUUCGGGCGAUUGCCAUGUUGACCUACAUGCAACACCUGAUCAAGAAGGGCGAGAAGUCCGUCGCCUCCGACCUUGUCUGGCCUGUGGUUGCCAACGAUCUGGCCUACGUCGCGCAGUACUGGAACAGCACCGGGUUCGAUCUCUGGGAAGAGGUCGAUGGCUCCUCGUUCUUCACGAGCGCGGCCCAGCACCGCGCUAUGGUCGAAGCCAGCACCGUGGCCAAGGCUCUCGGCAAGCCCUUUGAGACCUACGACGCGAUCGCUCCCCAGAUUCUCUGCUUCUUGCAGACCUACUGGAACGGAAAGAAUAUCGUCUCCAACAUCAACACGAACAAUGGUCGUACCGGCAUCGACCUGAACUCCGUCCUGACCAGCAUUCAUAUGUUCGACCCUGAAGCGGGCUGUGAUGAUGCUACAUUCCAGCCCUGCUCCUCCAAGGCCUUGGCCAACCACAAGGUCUACGUCGAUUCCUUCCGCUCGAUCUACACGGCCAACGCUGGACGCGGCAAGGGCCAACCUGCCAAUGUCGGUCGUUACCCGGAGGAUGUCUAUCAGGGCGGUAACCCAUGGUAUCUUGCUACUCUGGCUGCGGCCGAGCAGUUGUACGAUGCCCUCUACGUGUGGCGCAAGCAGGGAUCACUCACCGUCACCGAGAUCUCGCUUCCGUUCUUCCGUGACUUCUCCGACACGAUCAAGCCGGGCACCUACCGGGCCAACUCGGCGACCUACCAGUCGCUGACCCGGGCCGUCGGCAACUACGCCGACGGCUUCACCAGCCUCGUGCAGGAAUCCACUCCUCGCAACGGCUCGCUAGCGGAGCAGUACACGCGCGACACGGGCGCGCCCAUCUCCGCCGGCGACCUGACCUGGUCGUACGCGGCGUUCCUGUCGGCGGUGCAGCGGCGGGCCUCGAUCGUGCCGGGGUCGUGGGGCGCCGGGCGCGCCAAUACGGUGCCGGCCACCUGCAAGGCCGUGACGGUGCGCGGGACGUACGCGGUCGCGAAGCCGCCCUUCCCAUUCUCGUCGACCAAGUGCAUCCCCGCCAAGCGCGUGCCCGUCACCUUCUGGCUGACGGCCAGCACGUACUGGGGCCAGAACGUGUUCAUGACGGGCAACACCACGGCGCUGGGCAACUGGAACACGACGGCGGGCUACGCGCUCAGCUCGGCGCUGUACACGGAGGCGAACCAGCUGUGGGUGGCGUCGGUGGAGGAGCUCAAGCCCGGCGAGACGAUCGAGUACCGCUUCUACAAGGUCGAGCCCGACCGCUCGAUCACCUGGGAGUCGACCAAGAAGCGGGUGUAUACCGUCCCGACUGGUUGCCCUAUGUCUCCCCAGCUCACGGCCACUUGGUAA
Messenger RNA from Aspergillus clavatus NRRL 1, 1854 nucleotides. RefSeq names its product putative glucan 1,4-alpha-glucosidase. Gene Ontology annotation, biological process: polysaccharide catabolic process. Gene Ontology annotation, cellular component: fungal-type vacuole. The coding region runs from base 1 to 1854 and encodes 617 amino acids. Lineage: Eukaryota; Fungi; Ascomycota; Eurotiomycetes; Eurotiales; Aspergillaceae. The record is from RefSeq and is a predicted model, not a curated record. The transcript has 3 exons. Gene Ontology annotation, molecular function: glucan 1,4-alpha-glucosidase activity; starch binding.